Molecule: messenger RNA, 1953 nt
Organism: Solanum pennellii
Lineage: Eukaryota; Viridiplantae; Streptophyta; Magnoliopsida; Solanales; Solanaceae
Exons: 4
Coding region: 278-1696 (472 amino acids)
Biological process (GO): regulation of asymmetric cell division
Source: RefSeq, a predicted model, not a curated record
GGAUAGUAGAAAUGUAUUUGAACUUCUUUAUUCAUUAAUGUGUGAGUUACAUGUACCUUUUAUUUACAUUUUGUGUUAUAAAAAGGGAGCUGAGAUUUGAAAUCUUGUGAUCAAUCUGCUAAAUUUGCUUUGUUGUUACAAUUUGGCUUUUCGCGGUUAUGAUUGUAUUUUAUUAGUCCUAUUUUAUGGUUACAAUAAGCAAUUUUUUUAUGAGUUUAACUUACCUGGCUUUCUCUUAACAGAUUUCCAAAGUAAUAUCUCUUGCCCUGACGAAUCGAUGUUUGCUUCAAAGCUUUUGGAUAUACUAGAUGCUCUGCCAUCCGAUGAAGAGCCUGGAGAACGCGUUGUCUUAGACACACCUGAAGAAAAGUCUGAAAUGAAGGAAGAUGAGAAAGGGAUGUUGAGUCACUCUGAUGGCCAUAAGAAAGAAGAUUCUUUCAGUUUUCCGACACUAGACUUCCUUGAUCCAAUUGUCGAUGCCAGCUCUAAGGAAACGUUAGCAGAUGACACGAAAGCUGCGGAUGAGGAAUCUGUUGUUUCUGAUGAUAUAGCUAGAAGAAAUGACACUGAAGUUAGAGCUUUGACGAGUUUAGAGAGUGAUGUGAAUGAAGUGUGUGAUGAUGCAAUUGAAUGUGAUAUGAAAGAUAGGGAUGCAAAAUGGAACACUCCAGAAUUUGAGUGUUCGAUAAUUCCUGAUUUGAUUGAUGAGAAAAAAGAUGAUUCUGUUGUUUCUGAUGCUCAAUUCACCUCAGGCUACAAGUUCUCUGAGAAUGAUGCGAAGCUAUAUAGCGAAAAACGUGCUAAGGAAUAUGAUUUGCCUGAAUUGGUUGUUUUCUAUAAAGAAGGUGACAAGAACAUUGCUAAAAACUUGUGUAGGGAUGAUUCAGGCGCGUAUGUUUCUAUACCAGACGACGAAGACCAGCAGAGCAACACUAGUACAGAAAGUGCUGAUACUGAAUUGUUGUCCUCUGCAGAUGGAUCUAAAUCAUCUGUAGAAUAUGAAAACGAAAAGACUGAGUUACUUGUUCCUAAUGAUCCGAUGCCUGGAUCACCUGAAGAGGUUUACAGGUAUGAGAAUGAUUCGGACGAUAAUUAUCUGGAGGAUCUGGUAAUGAUUUUUGGAUCAAAAGGUACUGCAAAGUGGAAACACAGUCCUAGUGCUAUUGCUAGUCCGAACGUGCUUGGUGUUGAGAGUUCUCAACAAUCUACACAGCCUGAUCAGAUUCCUUUUGAGGAAACAGCUUCGGAAAUUCAAAAUGCAGAAAUUGUGCCAGAUACCGAAUUGGCAACAGAAGCUACUGUUUCCGGCUUGAACUCAACUGAGCCAGCAUCAGCUAUCAACUUAGGCCAACGUGUCGAAAAUGUUGUUGAACCAAAAGAUGUGGAAAAUCAUGAACGUAGAUCAUUGGGAGAUUUCCUUGUUUAUAGUCAAGGUUAUUUAGCUGAUGGGGAGGCAAGUUUUUCUAGAUUAAGACGUGGAUCAGGUCCUGCUAUUGACGCGAGGCAUGUAUCAAGUUUUGGGAGACAUUCUAUUGGAUCAGAUAGCAGCACAGCUAGCAACGGAUCGUUUGCUUUCCCACUCUUGAAUCCGGGAUGGUACAGCAGUCCAGUUAGAAUGGUGCAGGAUGUAGAAACCACCCCUCAUGUUCGGAAACAGAGACGUUGGAAGCAGGGGCUACUCUGUUGCAAUUUCUAAUGUUAUUCAUUAGGCAGAUCUCUCUAGAUCAAUCGGUCAUCCUUUAUUACAACAUUAUACUAUAAACGCUUUUGUGAAACUGAUCUUUUUUGUUGCUGUUAUAUUAUAUGUUCGCUAGAGCAACCAAAAAGAUUACAGACAAACGAUCUUGUUAUAGAGACGUUUGACUGUUUUUCUUUUGUUAGGGUUGGUAGUUUGAAAACUAUAGACAUAGUCAUAUUUGUGGUCUUAAAAGCUGAACAUAUCAAAUGUGAAAC